CCUCUCCUGUGGCCGAUGAAUGCAGACCCGCCGCCUCCGCCCUGGGUCUGGGUGGUCCCCGGCUCGGCCGGGCUGCUCCGUCUGGGCGCCGGGGUCGCGCCCCAGCCCUUGCUACUCGCUACAGCCCAGCCCCCCGCCGCCCCGCUGCUCCGGGGGCCGCCCGGCUGGCAGGCGCCCGGCGAGCCGCUGCCGCCGCUGCUGCCGCUGCCCUCUGCGCCAGACCACGCCGCCGCCGCUGCGCACCACCUCCCCCUGCUCCACGGGCAGUGGCUCUUCGGCGGCCCCGCUCUGUCCGUGGGACUGUCCCCCGCCUCCGCCGCGGAGCUGGUGCCCCUCUUCCCGCACGCCUGCCUGGCUGCGCUGCCGCCCGCCGUCGGGAAAAGCUGGCCGCACAAACGGAUGCCCAGUUGUAAGGUCUUGGUGGACAACGCCUUGGCCCUGGACUCAGCGUGGGUCUGCCCCGAGGACUCACGCGUGUUCCACGUGUAUGAGAAGCCCCCCUUCCUGGCCAGCCCCGUGGCCCUGCCUCUGUCCGGGCCAGCUCCUGCCCGCCGGCCGCUGCCCGCCGUGGUGUUGGCGCCGCAGCCCCUGCCAGGAGGUUGCCACAACAGCCUUAAGCCCGUCGGCACCAGCCCCGCCAUCGCCAUCGCCGCCGCUGCCGCUGCCAUGGUCUCCGUGGACCCCGAGGGACGUGGGGGACCGUCCCCCUCCCACGAGCACCCCUGCCACUUCCUGACGCUGGCGCCCAUCAGAAUACCCCUGCGGACCACCCCCUUCUCUGAGAGAGGCAGGGCCGGGGCCCGCACGCCCUGCCCUCCUGGCCUGCUGCUGCCCGCGGACAGGAAGAGCCCGGCCCGGGGCGAAGGACACAAGGAGGCUCCGGCGAUCCUGGUGGCGGGACAGGACGGCGCGGCCCGCGGCAGCAGACCGGUGGCCUCCGCCCCGGUGCCCGGCUCCCCCUGGUGCGUGGUCUGGACGGGCGACGACCGGGUCUUCUUCUUCAACCCGACGAUGCAGCUGUCCGUGUGGGAGAGGCCCCUGGACCUGCGACACCGCGGCGACCUCAACAGGAUCCUCAGGGACCCGCCGCACAAGCGCAAGCGGGACGCCGCAGCAGCCGACCCCAGCGACCACAGCGAUGGCUCCGGUUCUGAGGACGGCAGCGAAGACCCGACCGUGAGAACCAAGAGGAACCGGACGGAAGGUCACACGAGUCCCGGGCCAGAGGACGCGGAGAGGAAGGACCGGGGCCCCAGGACGCCGCCGCCGCCGCAGAUCCUCCCGCCGCUGGAGGAGCGGGUGACGCACUUCCGAGACAUGCUCCUGGAGAGAGGGGUGUCCGCCUUUUCCACCUGGGAGAAGGAGCUGCACAAGAUCGUGUUCGACCCCCGCUACCUCCUGCUGAACUCGGAGGAGCGGAAACAGAUAUUCGAGCAGUUUGUCAAGACGAGGAUAAAGGAAGAGUACAAGGAAAAGAAGAGUAAAUUGCUGCUAGCCAAAGAAGAGUUCAAGAAGCUUCUGGAAGAAUCGAAAGUGUCCCCCAGGACCACGUUCAAGGAGUUUGCCGAGAAGCACGGCCGGGACCAGAGGUUCCGGCUGGUGCCGAAGAGGAAGGACCAGGAGCACUUCUUCAACCAGUUCGUGCUGACGCUGAAGAGGCGGGACAAGGAGAACAGGCUCCGGCUGCGCAAGAUGAGAUGA
Molecule: messenger RNA, 1701 nt
Organism: Phyllostomus hastatus (greater spear-nosed bat)
Lineage: Eukaryota; Metazoa; Chordata; Mammalia; Chiroptera; Phyllostomidae
Gene: TCERG1L
Product: transcription elongation regulator 1 like
Exons: 12
Coding region: 16-1701 (561 amino acids)
Cellular component (GO): nucleus
Molecular function (GO): transcription coregulator activity; RNA polymerase binding
Source: RefSeq, a predicted model, not a curated record